AUGCGAUGGCCACCAUGGAGCUCCAAGUCGGACAAUGACAAUCAACAGAACCAGGAUCCCAGCUCCUCCGUCUUUCCUCGCCCCACAUCCACAACAAACAAACCCAGUUCCCUUGUCGACUGGACCGCUUUCAUAGAAACUAGAACUCUUGUUCCGACAAUUCUCUUGACGAGCGGUAUUCUCUUUGGUAUCCGAUUCCACCGCCGAUACCUUCGCCGUAUUCCCGAUGCGCCUAGUAUCUCGCCCUCUUUUCUUCGACGCCGCUCAGUGUUCGGCCAAGUGACGAGCGUGGGUGAUGGUGACAAUUUCAGACUUUUCCAUACACCAGGCGGUAGACUUGCGGGAUGGGAGUGGUUGCCAUGGAAGAAGGUUCCUACAAACAAGAAGGACCUCAAAGAUAAUACCGUUCGUCGCACUCGUCAGCGCUCUCUUUUUCCACGUGGUCCACGCGAACUGUUUCUAUUCAUCGUUGAUCCAGCUAACAAGUCGCCCACUGCGCUUCAGAUCCAUAUCCGCCUUGCUGGCGUGGAUGCACCUGAGCUCGCUCACUUCGGUCGCCCUGAACAACCCUUUGCCCGCGAAGCCCACGCGUGGCUUACCGGCUACCUUCUCAACCGUCGCAUACGUGCAUUCGUCUACCGACAGGACCAAUACAAUCGCGUUGUAGCAAGCGUAUUCGUUCGAAGGGGUUUUGACUUCCCCCAUUUCGUCGGAGGGACGUCUCGUACGAAAUGUUGA
Penicillium argentinense is the source of this 738-nucleotide messenger RNA. Its product is annotated as thermonuclease family protein. Bases 1 to 738 code for a protein of 245 amino acids. Gene Ontology annotation, cellular component: mitochondrion; cytoplasm. NCBI's taxonomy places the organism in Eukaryota, Fungi, Ascomycota, Eurotiomycetes, Eurotiales, Aspergillaceae. The record is from RefSeq and is a predicted model, not a curated record. The transcript has a single exon.